This is a messenger RNA of Vigna unguiculata (cowpea), 5602 nucleotides long. Its product is annotated as ARM repeat superfamily protein. NCBI's taxonomy places the organism in Eukaryota, Viridiplantae, Streptophyta, Magnoliopsida, Fabales, Fabaceae. The record is from RefSeq and is a predicted model, not a curated record. Gene Ontology annotation, cellular component: cytoplasm.
GAAGAAAGAGAAGUACUAUAUUUAAUUUCCGGAAAGCAUGACAUAGCCAGCGCAGCAGUGUCUGUGUGUCACGGCGUGUAGAGGCACCUCGCCACACCAUACCACUCCUCUCCUCUAUUUAUGUUACUCUCGCCUUCGCGAUUCUCGCACCUUCCAAUUCCAUGGCUUCCUCAACCUCGAUUCCCGCAUCCGAGGCCGUGCAGGUUCUCCUCUCUUUGCUCGCCGAUGACUCUUCCUCCGUCAGAGAGGCCUCCAUGUCCUCUCUCAAGAACAUUGCCGCACUGAAUCCUCUUCUUGUUCUUGAUUGCUGUGCCGUCGUGUCGCGUGGUGGACGUCGGCGGUUCGGGAACAUGGCGGGAGUUUUCCAAGUGAUGGCGUUCGGCGUUCGGUCUCUUGACGCAAAAGACGUCGAUUCUGCUUUCAUGGCGAAGCUCGCUAAGAUUGCUACCGCUGAGCUGAUAUCCUCUAAGGAACUAAAUUCUGACUGGCAACGAGCAGCAACAAGCCUACUUGUUGCAAUAGGCUCACAUUUACCUGAUCUCAUGAUGGAAGAAAUUUUUCUUCAUUUAUCUGGGACAAAUUCAGCAGUACAGGCUAUGGUUCAAAUCCUUGCAGAAUUUGCUUCUACUGAUCCCAUGCAGUUCAUUCCACGUUGGAAAGGUGUACUUUCCCGAAUUUUGCCAAUUCUUGGAAAUGUACGAGAAAUGCAUCGCCCCAUUUUUUCAAAUGCAUUUAAGUGUUGGUGUCAAGCGUCUUGGCAAUAUAGUAUAGACUUUCCUUCACAUUUUCCUCAAGAUGGUGAUGUCAUGUCAUUUCUAAAUUCUGCUUUUGAGCUCUUGUUGAGAGUUUGGGCAGCUUCGAGAGACCUUAAGGUUCGUGUGGCAUCUGUAGAAGCACUGGGGCAGAUGGUAGGUCUCAUAACACGAGCACAGUUAAAGACUGCCCUACCAAGGCUUAUCCCUACAAUAUUGGACUUGUAUAAAAAAGAUCAAGAUAUAGCUUUUCUGGCUACAUGUAGUCUCCACAAUCUGCUAAAUGCCUCUUUGUUGUCCGAAAGUGGUCCUCCUAUGCUUGAUUUUGAGGAUUUGACUAUUGUUUUAUCAACACUUCUGCCUGUGAUAUCUACGAAUAAUGACGGCAAAGACCAAUCAGAUUUCUCUGUGGGACUAAAGAUGUAUAAUGAGGUUCAGCAUUGCUUUCUGACGGUUGGCUUGGUAUAUCCAGAUGAUUUGUUUUUGUUCCUUGUAAAUAAAUGCAGAUUGAGGGAAGAACCAUUGACUUUUGGUGCUCUUUGCAUUUUGAAGCAUCUUUUGCCAAGGCUGUCAGAAGCUUGGCAUAGUAAAAUAUCUCUACUAGUCGAAGCUGUAAAGUCCUUGCUUGAGGAGCAGAAUUUAGCUGUCCGUAAGGCACUAUCUGAGUUAAUUGUGGUUAUGGCUUCUCACUGUUACUUGGUUGGUUCGUCUGGAGAGUUGUUCAUUGAAUAUCUUGUACGCCAUUGUGCUAUAACUGAUCACAAUAGGAGUGAUCUUGAAAACAUACCGAACAAGAGAAUAGAGAUGAAAAUUGGAGCAGUUACUCCUAGUGAGUUAAGAGCAGUUUGUGAAAAAGGUCUGCUUUUGGUAACUAUUACGAUUCCUGAAAUGGAGCAUAUUCUUUGGCCUUUUCUGUUGAGGAUGAUUAUUCCACGAACCUACACUGGUGCUGUGGCCACGGUGUGCAGGUGUAUCUCAGAAUUGUGGCGGCAUAGGUCAUAUAGCAACGAUAUGUUGAGUGAGUGUAAAACCCGUGCUGAUAUACCAACUGCAGAGGAACUUCUUGCUCGCUUGGUGGUGCUUUUGCAUAAUCCUCUGGCAAGGGAACAAUUGGCCACCCAAAUUUUGACAGUUCUAUGUCUUUUGGCACCUCUAUUCCCAAAAAAUAUUAAUUUGUUUUGGCAAGAUGAGAUUCCGAAGAUGAAGGCAUAUGUUAGUGAUACAGAGGACUUAAAACAGGAUCCGUCAUAUCAAGACACUUGGGACGACAUGAUAAUCAAUUUUCUUGCGGAAUCUUUGGAUGUGAUUCAAGAUGCAGAUUGGGUUAUGUCUCUUGGAAAUGUUUUUGCCAAACAUUAUGAACUUUAUGCUUCUGAUGAUCAACACACUGCACUUCUGCACCGGUGCCUAGGUAUUCUGCUUCAAAAGGUUAACGAAAGAGCUUAUGUCCGUCAUAAAAUAGAUUGGAUGUACAAGCAGGCAAACAUUGCAAUUCCAACAAACAGACUUGGAUUGGCAAAAGCAAUGGGAUUGGUUGCUGCAUCACACUUGGAUACAGUGUUGGACAAGCUGAAGGACAUUUUAGACAAUGUUGGGCAAGGCAUAUUUCAGAGGUUCAUGCCAGAUUUGAUCCUGUCAUUAUUUUCAGAUAGUUUCAGAACGGAAGAGUCUGAUGACAUUCAUGCUGCUUUGGCACUAAUGUAUGGAUAUGCUGCAAAGUAUGCUCCAUCAACAGUUAUUGAAGCCAGAAUAAAUGCCCUUGUUGGCACCAAUGUGCUCUCACGACUUCUUCAUGUGCGUCAUCCCAAAGCAAAGCAAGCGGUCAUCACAGCAAUUGAUUUACUAGGUAAUGCUGUUAUUAAUGCUGCUGAAAGUGGCUCACCAUUUCCACUGAAAAGAAGGGACCAACUGCUUGAUUAUAUUUUAACAUUAAUGGGUCGGGAUGAUGAAGAUGGUUUUGCUGAUUACAAUGACCUAUUGCGUACUCAGGCCCUUGCUAUAAGUGCCUGCACCACGUUGGUCUCUGUGGAACCAAAGCUAACAGUUGAAACUAGGAACCAUGUAAUGAAGGCCACAUUGGGGUUCUUUGCUAUACCAAAUGAUCCGGUUGAUGUUGUCAAUCCCCUUAUAGACAACUUGAUUACCCUUUUAUGUGCAAUUCUUCUCUCCGGUGGAGAAGAUGGAAGAAGUCGAGCAGAGCUGCUAAUGCUUAUCUUGAGGCAAAUUGAUCAAUUUGUAUGUUCGCCCAUUGAGUAUCAGAGGAAACGAGGCUGCCUUGCUGUACAUGAGAUGCUUCUAAAGUUUCGGAUGAUUUGUGUUAGUGGGUAUUGUGCACUGGGCUGCCAUGGGAGUUGUGCACAUAACAAGCAAAUCGACCGGACUCUGUUUAGGAAUUUUUCAAAGCUGCCAUCUGCAUUUGUACUGCCAAGUCGAGAAGCUCUGUGCUUGGGAGAUAGGGUUAUAAUGUACCUUCCACGUUGUGCAGACCCAAAUUCUGAAGUCCGAAAAGUAUCGGCACAGAUUCUUGAUUUACUCUUUAGCAUCUCUCUUUCACUUCCAAGACCUGCGGGUUCAUCUAUAUCUGCUGAGGUUAUAGAAUUGUCAUACAGUGCAUUAUCUUCUCUUGAGGAUGUCAUAGCCAUAUUGAGGAAUGAUACUUCUAUUGAUCCAUCGGAAGUUUUCAACAGGAUUGUUUCCUCCCUCUGCAUUCUGUUGACAAAAGAGGAGAUGGUGGCUACACUGCAUGGUUGCUCAGUUGCUAUAUGUGAUAAGAUCAAACAGUCAGCUGAAGGGGCUAUUCAAGCUGUUGUUGAAUUUGUUACAAAGAGAGGGGGGGAAUUGACUGAAAUUGAUAUCUCAAGGACAACCCAAUCAUUGAUCUCUGCUGUUGUGCAUGCAACUGACAAACAUUUGCGUGUGGAAACUCUUGGAGCUAUUUCUUCUUUGGCUGAAAACACUAGCCCAAAAACUGUUUUUGAUGAAGUCCUGGCUACUGCUGGAAGGGAUACGAUCACAAAGGAUAUAUCUAGGUUACGUGGAGGAUGGCCGAUGCAGGACGCAUUCUAUGCAUUUUCUCAGCACAUGGAACUGUCAGUUUUGUUUCUAGAACAUGUGAUAUCUGUCCUUAGCCAGAUUCCGAUUUUAAAAGCUGACGUGGACAGAGUUGAGGAUAGCCCCGUUGACAGUCAUACAGAAGAUGGCAAACUACAAGCUGCAAUUUUUGCUCUUACUGCUUUCUUCAGAGGUGGGGGAAAAGUUGGAAAAAGAGCCGUUGAACAAAACUAUGCUUCUGUUCUUUCUGAGCUUACACUGCAACUUGGAAGCUGUCACGGUUUGACAUAUUCUGGUCAGCAUGAACCAUUGAGGAAUCUUCUUACUGCAUUUCAGGCGUUCUGUGAAUGUGUUGGUGACCUUGAGAUGGGCAAGAUUUUAGCUAGAGAUGGUGAACUAUCAGGAAAUGAAAGGUGGAUUAGUCUCAUUGGAGACAUUGCAUGCUGCAUAUCUAUAAAGCGCCCAAAAGAGGUACAAAAUAUUUGUCUAUUUUUGAAAAACUCAUUGUAUCGACCCCAGAAAUACCAGAGGGAAGCUGCAGCAGCUGCACUAUCAGAAUUUGUUCGGUAUAGUGGUGGACUUGGUUCGCUUUUGGAGCAAAUGGUUGAGGUUUUAUGUCGGCAUGUAUCAGAUGAGUCUUCAACUGUUCGACGAUUAUGUUUGCGAGGAUUAGUGCAGAUCCCACUGAUUCAUAUUUUGAAGUAUACAACUCAAGUCUUGGGGGUUAUAUUAGCUCUACUAGAUGAUUCUGAUGAAUCUGUGCAAUUAACUGCUGUAUCAUGCUUACUGAUGAUUCUUGAUUCUUCACCUGAUGAUGCAGUUGAGCCCAUUUUGCUUAGUCUUUCAAUAAGGCUUCGAAAUCUUCAAGCAAGCAUGAAUGCAAAGAUGCGAGCCACUUCUUUUGCAGUAUUUGGGGCCCUCAGCAAAUAUGGAACUGGGGCACUAAGUGAGGCAUUUGUUGAGCAGGUACAUGCUGCUGUUCCUCGCCUGGUCUUGCAUCUUCAUGAUGAAGAUGUUAGUGUCCGAUCAGCCUGUCGGAAUACCCUGAAACAAGUUUGCCCAUUGAUGGAAAUUGAACGAUUGCAUGCUGUACUAAACACACACAGUUUCCUUUCUGAUCAUCGAAGUGACUAUGAGGACUUUCUCCGAGACAUUGCAAAGCAAUUUACUCAACAUCUUCCCAUCAGAGUUGAUAGUUAUAUGGCUUCAUCAGUGCAGGCUUUUGACGCACCAUGGCCCAUAAUUCAGGCAAAUGCUAUAUACUUCUGCAGCAGCAUGCUCUCUCUAUCGGAUAAUCAGCAUAUUUUAUCUGUUUAUCAUUCACAGGUCUUUGGUAUGCUGGUUGGGAAAAUGAGUCGAUCACCUGAUGCUGUCGUUAGAGCAACGUGUUCUUCCGCUCUCGGCUUGUUGCUGAAAUCCUCCAAUUUAUGUUCAUGGGUGGACUCAACAUCACGGAACAAUGAUGCAGAGUCCAUGAAAAACUAGCAACGCCAUGGGCUAUUUUAGGAAGGUUGAGUGGAUCAGCGUGCUGCUUUGCAUAUUUGUCAUGUGAAGGCAACCUGGCUGUUGGUGACGUUCUUGCACAGGGUUUUGUUUUAGCAAUCGCCUCUUCUGUAUUCUAUUCUAUCCAUUUUCCCCCUCAAGUAUUGUAUUUUGUUGUAAAGUUUGAAAUGCUUUUAAAUGUACAUUUAUGUUAGUGUCAUGAUCGUGUAAAUUGUUGUAUAUUAAUUACACUUGAACUUCACCAUGGAGGACUUGUUUUAGUAUUUUCAUUAUUUUUUUCCAUAUUAAAGAAUUAA